AUGUCUUCACCAUCUCCGACAGACCUGGAGGCCGAAUUAUCUCGUCUUCUCUCAGAUGUCCGUGAAUCAAACUCGAGAGCGUCUUGGGAACGAAUUACCAUCGUUUCUCAUGAUCUCGCCAACGCGUUACGGACCAAGGAUGGACAUCAUGAUAUACAUACAGUAUUAGGCAGAACUUCCCUUCCUCAAACUCUCACGGACGUUCUGGGGCUUGAGCUGCAUGAUACCCGUUCCUCCAUUCUGGAGGAUUUCUACACCAUACCUGUUCUUGAAAUCCUCCGUGUGGGGGCGAACUUAUGCCUGGAUCAUGAUGAUAAUCGUGGCGCUUUGUUAGGCGCCGGCUUUCUCCAGGCCGUCGUGACCCUGUUGGAGGGUUACGCGAAACUGAUACCUUCUACUCCCCAAACUGAACCCUUACCUCUCUCGAUCAAUCACCUGAAGGUCGUCCGGACUGCAAUUGGGGUGCUUCUCAAUGCCAGUCUUGGCUUCGAUGCCGUCAAGGAUAAAUUGAUCUCCAUGCAAGUCGCAGGCACUGUGCUGAAACUGUCGGCAUCCAUUUACCCCCCUGGGUCAUGGCAAGGGGCCUCCUCGGCGGAGCAAACGCUGGAAAGUGUGCAAGAAUCAUGGACUAUACGUAGCAUUCUCUCGAACUGGGCUUGGAGAACCCUCACAGAGUUACAAGACGGCAAGGAAGAAAGCAAGUUCGUUUUCUCUUCCGAUAUUCUACCCUUCUUGACCCCUCCUCUUGUCGCGUUUACACAUCCCUUUACAGCAACACCGGAGACGCCUUUCUCACCAGUUUCCCAGAUAUACAAUACGCUUAUACACAGCGAUUUCGACGUACUCGAGGAAUCAUGCUCUCUGAUAGAAUCCUUGUCACUUGAUGCUGAAGACGUUCGCCUCUCGCUAGCUCGUGGGUUUUAUUCACCUUCCGAACAUGGUAGCGUUCCUUGUUUCCGGAUGAUAUUGGACUUCAUUGAGCACGGUGGUUAUCCCGCUUCAUGGAGUACUUCGGUGGUUAUAACAGACGGUGAAAGAAACCGCAUGGAAAAGGCUUUCGAUAUCUGUAAGGCCGCGCUUGUCAAAGCCGUAGUGGAAGUCGCAGGGGAGGAUAGCAAAGAUGAGCUAUUGUGGACUGAUUCUGAUCCUACACAACCCGGAGGCGAAUUUGUUUCCAGGAUGGUGAGCUGGAUCAAGCAGUACGUCUUCUUUAUGAACGGGACUGGGAAGGAUGCUUCUGCACCCCAUCGGGACGAUCUCGUUAUUUGUGCCAGCCUUUCCUUAGGUAACUUAGCACGACGAGAAAAACACGCCAAAGUACUGUUAUCGCCGCCGUACUCCUUAGCGCCCGUUCUAGCUUCUACCCAUCUUCUUUCUCCCGCGAUUGACAUCAAGUUGAAACACGGCAUUAUCGGGCUUCUCAAGCAUAUGGCACAAUCAUCACCGUCUCCUGAUAUUCAUACGCCACUGUGUGAAGCUAGUAUCGUACAGAGUGUUUCGCGGAGUGGGGUAUGGGAUGAGAAGACUGACAAGAUGGGAGAAAUUGUUCAACUUAGCGCAAUUGGUGUGGUCAAGCAUAUGUGUGGGGCUAAUGUGGAAAGCACAUUCGCUCUAGUGCUCCCAAGCGCGGGACCUGCCGGAACACCUACUGGACUGUCGCAAAUCAUGUCUCUUCUCAAGCGCUCCGAUACUGUGGCUGUCAAGAGUGAGGGCACAAGGGUUUUGGUAAACGUCGUCAAGUCUUUGUUGUGGGCUGGUGAUGGGCCAGGACUCCAGAGUCCAAUCGAAGACAAUACUACGCAGCAGCGAAAGCGGCAGGCUGCCAUUCAAAGUGUCCUUACGCAGGAAUGCGCCUCUGCUCUUGCAAGUCUUGUUGCACAUAGCGCCAAAUAUCCACUUCUUGUAAACGAAGGUGUUAUUGCCCUUAGUUUAAUCAGCACGCAGAAGACAGGAAGACCUCUUGUCUUGACAGCUCUUCUAGCAUCCUUUGACUUGCCCUCGCCACCCCCCACAGAGCCUCCAUCUGCAUCCACCUCUUCGAACAGCGACGUCAGCUCACCUACGCUCACUACACCCUCUACACGCGGCCAGCUCCCCACUCCUCGAAGUGCGGCAGAGAUGCUUGUUGCAGUUCUGAGAAACUUUGAUAACCCCGUCAACUUUCCAGUCGAAGUUCGCAUCAACGUUUGUUCCUUGCUCUGGCAAGUCGGAAGGUACAAGGGCGGAGAGGAUGUUGCGAAGCUCCAGGCAGUAGUUAAACCUGUACUGGAGCAGCUAGUCGAGGAUUCUCCAACUCCCCAGGGAAAAGAGGCCACACUAGUCAAUGGUGCAAAGAAAGUUCUGGAGAGUUGGGCGUGA
This is a messenger RNA of Desarmillaria tabescens, 2358 nucleotides long. RefSeq lists its product as uncharacterized. Bases 1 to 2358 code for a protein of 785 amino acids. Gene Ontology annotation, molecular function: guanyl-nucleotide exchange factor activity. The transcript has 9 exons. Gene Ontology annotation, cellular component: cytosol. Gene Ontology annotation, biological process: positive regulation of GTPase activity. The record is from RefSeq and is a predicted model, not a curated record. NCBI's taxonomy places the organism in Eukaryota, Fungi, Basidiomycota, Agaricomycetes, Agaricales, Physalacriaceae.